Messenger RNA from Solea senegalensis (Senegalese sole), 2966 nucleotides. RefSeq names its product repulsive guidance molecule BMP co-receptor b (gene rgmb). Gene Ontology annotation, molecular function: coreceptor activity. Gene Ontology annotation, cellular component: plasma membrane. NCBI's taxonomy places the organism in Eukaryota, Metazoa, Chordata, Actinopteri, Pleuronectiformes, Soleidae. The record is from RefSeq and is a predicted model, not a curated record. Gene Ontology annotation, biological process: BMP signaling pathway. Bases 422 to 1852 code for a protein of 476 amino acids. The transcript has 3 exons.
ACCCCGACCCCGCGAGGCAGAGAGAGACGGAGAGAGAGGUGUGAUUGUGCGUAAUUUGGAACGAGGGGAGAAAAGCACAGAGUGAUCCUGAAACAGGAGUCGUAUCGCGCCCUGACUGGAUUUACACAGGGGGGGGAAAGUGAAAGUGCUGUCGGAGUGACUUCUGCUUCUACUUUGUUUUGCUCCUCUCUCCUUCUGCCUCUCUCUGUCUCCACUCCUCCGCCCUGCAUUCCGCGCUGCAGCUGUGCUUUAAUGCGCACCCGAGGAGGAGAGGAAGGAGAGAAGAGUGAGGAAGAAGAGACAGAAGGAGAAGAGGAGGAGGAGGAGGAAGGAGAAGAGGAGGUGAGAGGGCCUGGACACCACCCCUCCUCGCCCUCUGGAGGUCUGACCACUCUCCCCUCCUGGCCCUGCAUGGACGGGGAUGGGGAGAGCCGGAUGCUGUUGCCGCGGGGCUGAGCGCCUCGCCUCCCCGUCUCUGGUGCGCCGUUUCCGGCCACUGCUGCUGCUGAUCAUCGCUCUCUGCUGCGGUGCUCACAUAGGUCAGUGUCAAGUGGUCACCCCACAGUGUCGUAUCCAGAAGUGCACGACUGACUUUGUCUCCCUGACUACCCACCUGUCACCGGCUGUGGAUGGCUUUCACACUGAAUUUUGCAAGGCUCUACGCGCGUACUCCGCCUGCACCCAGAGGACAGCCAAGUCCUGCCGGGGCAAUCUGGUCUUUCACUCGGCCGUGUUGGGCAUCUCAGACCUCAUGACCCAGAGGAACUGCUCCAGAGAUGGACCCACGUCUUCCACACACCCCGAGGUCCAGCCUGAGCCCUGCAACUACCACAGUCGCACCCAGCACGCGCACACACAUGCGCACUCGCACGCGCAUGCACAUGCACACGCCCACAGCCACAGCCACAGCCACUCUCGGCCUGGGUACCUGUUCUGCGGGCUGUUUGGGGACCCACACCUGAGGACGUUUAAGGACAAUUUCCAGACUUGUAAGGUGGAAGGAGCCUGGCCUCUCAUUGAUAAUGACUAUCUGUCGGUGCAGGUCACUAACGUUCCUGUGGUGCCGGGCUCCAGUGCGACGGCAACCAAUAAGAUCACCAUCAUCUUCAAGCCCUAUGAGGGCUGCACAGACCAGAGGGUCUACCAGGCCGUCACCGACAACCUGCCCGCUGCGUUUGACGACGGCACCGUGAGCAGCGGCGACCCCAUCCACACUUUAUCCGACGUAGACGGCGCGACCAGGAGGAUGCGAGCUCUGUGGAUCUCUGAGCGCACGCCGGGGAACCACGUCGAGCUGCACGCCGGCUACAUCGGCGUGACCGUAAUUGUCCGCCAACUGGGACGCUACCUGACCCUGGCGGUGCGGAUCCCGGAGGAGCUGGCUCAGGCUUACGACGCCACCCAAGACCUGCAGCUGUGUCUGAACGGCUGCCCCAGCGGAGAACGCAUCGACCGAGCGGGGCAUCUUCCCCUGCCUCUCUCGCCUCCUGCUCUCGGCCUCCAGCUUCAGCAGCAGCGUCGGCCCAGCUUCUCUUCACAGACACAAGCGUACCCCUACGGCACUGCACAGGUUUUCAGUGUGGAAGGGGCGAAGCAACUCUGCAGGGAGAAGCUGGAGGUGCAGGACAUUUACUUCCUCUCCUGCGUGUUCGAUCUCUUGACCACCGGAGAUGCGAAUUUCACGGUGGCGGCGUACAGCGCCCAGAAGGACAUGGAGAGUCUCCACCCACACCAGGACAGGUGGAGGAUCUACCCCAGCGGUUCUGCCACCUCCAUUUUACACUCUGAUUUUCAGCCUGUCCACCGGUUCCCCCUCCUUCUACUGUGCGCUCUGAGUUUGGCGUUGAUGUGAGAGUGGGAGUGGAAAUCGUCUUGUGCGCCUGUGUGCGUGUGGGCUUGUGUAUGUCUGUGCACUAGCAACAAAAGUGUGUUUUUGGUUUGUUUUGUUUUUGCUGAGCACUGAUAUAGAGCACUGAUUCAUCAUGCAGAUACUAAACAGCAGGCAUGACAGGUUCCAGUUUUUGUGGUGGCAGAUACGAGUGACACUGACCACGUCUGACCUGCAACAAUCAGCCGCCUGGAGGCGACGACGUGAUGGAGACGCGACGGCGGCUCGCGCGUCCGUCUUCACCUUUCAAUAGGACACGAUGUGCAGUGACAUGAACACUGGGUGAAGUGUGUGUGUGUGGAUAAACACCACAAACUGUAAAUAUUUCAUUUUGUCUUCAGUGCACAGUGUAAUGGCGUAGAGUUGUUUUUUUUUGUUGUGCCAUUUGAUGUGAGUUUUCUUCAAUACCUCAGACAGAGGAUGUUUGUUUUAAUGGAAGCACUUUAUUUUGAUUUUUUUCUCCUUUUACAAAUCCACAUCAGUGUUUUCUCCCUUCACUCAAACGCUUUUGCAGACUCGCUUCACUUUUUGGGUUAGAAAAAAAAGUCAGCCGACUUACAGUUUUCUCAAAUGAAUCAUUCUUUCAGUGGCUGAUUUGACUCAGCGUCUCAAGUCAAUGUGAGUAUUUCUGUUGAAUGUAUUGUGUAAAAGCAAAUGCCAUCAUUACUCUUUUUUUUCUUGCUGUACAUAUGUGUUGUUUUUCCUCAGUCCUGAUUUCAACUGUGCGUGCGUGUGUGUGUGUGUUUUCGUUAAGCAGCUGGUGACAUACGUGCUUGAAUCUGUUUUAAUUUCACCUGAGAAUCACAUCAGAGGUAACGUUUUCUCUUUGCCAGGAGGCUGUGUGUCAGCACUGCUUCUUUGUUUGGAUAGCUUGUGUUAUAUCAUUUGAGCCAAAGAUGGAUGAUAGAUGGUUUUUUAUGUACAAAGGAAAUCACAACUCACCACCAGACCAGCACCCUCCUCCUCCUCCUCACAGUCUCCCACUCUCCCCUCUGUUUUUACACUUAACUACUGUAGACUAUUUUUCUCCUUAUUGAGGUAUGUGUACGAGACUGGAGUGAAGACAAAACACUGCAAA